Molecule: messenger RNA, 1938 nt
Organism: Pterocles gutturalis (yellow-throated sandgrouse)
Lineage: Eukaryota; Metazoa; Chordata; Aves; Pterocliformes; Pteroclidae
Gene: STAT3
Product: signal transducer and activator of transcription 3 (acute-phase response factor)
Exons: 19
Biological process (GO): regulation of cell population proliferation; growth hormone receptor signaling pathway via JAK-STAT; defense response
Molecular function (GO): DNA-binding transcription factor activity, RNA polymerase II-specific; RNA polymerase II cis-regulatory region sequence-specific DNA binding
Source: RefSeq, a predicted model, not a curated record
GGCGUAUGCGGCCAGCAAGGAGUCUCACGCCACGCUGGUGUUCCACAACCUGCUGGGGGAGAUCGACCAGCAGUACAGCCGCUUCCUGCAGGAGUCCAACGUCCUCUACCAGCACAACCUGCGCCGCAUCAAGCAGUUCCUGCAGAGCAGAUACCUGGAGAAGCCAAUGGAAAUAGCCCGCAUCGUGGCUCGCUGCCUGUGGGAAGAGUCCCGGCUCCUCCAGAAAGCCACCGCAGCCCAGCAAGGGGGACAGGCGACACAUCCGACAGCAGCUGUAGUGACGGAAAAGCAGCAGAUGCUGGAACAGCACCUGCAGGACGUGAGGAAGCGGGUGCAGGAUCUGGAGCAGAAGAUGAAAGUGGUGGAGAAUCUCCAGGAUGACUUUGAUUUUAACUACAAGACUUUGAAAAGCCAAGGAGACAUGCAGGAUCUGAACGGAAACAACCAGUCAGUGACCCGGCAGAAAAUGCAGCAGCUGGAACAGAUGCUCACGGCGCUGGACCAGAUGCGGAGGGCCAUCGUGAGCGACCUGGCUGGGCUGCUGUCGGCCAUGGAGUACGUGCAGAAGAUGCUGGCGGACGAGGAGCUGGCAGACUGGAAGAGACGGCAGCAGAUCGCCUGCAUUGGCGGCCCACCGAAUAUCUGCUUGGACCGGCUGGAGAACUGGUAGGAGCUGGCUGGGGGUUGGCUCAGGUACUGAGAGGGGGCAUUGCAACACCUGCAGUGGAAGCGAGCUCUUUGCCUCUGGAAGCGUUCUUGCCAAAUGGGUUCUGAUGCCUGCACGCAUGGAUGUAAUCCCCUCGUCAGAUUGAUCCUGGAUAGCGGGCACCAGUGCUGGAACGGCGCUUUCGUCGUGGAGAGGCAGCCCUGCAUGCCCAUGCACCCCGACCGGCCCCUGGUCAUCAAAACCGGCGUGCAGUUCACCACCAAAGUCAGGUUGUUGGUCAAGUUUCCAGAGCUGAACUAUCAGCUGAAAAUUAAAGUCUGCAUCGACAAGGACUCGGGGGAUGUUGCAGCACUUCGAGGGUCCCGGAAGUUUAAUAUCCUGGGGACAAACACCAAGGUCAUGAACAUGGAGGAGUCGAACAACGGCAGCCUCUCCGCGGAGUUCAAGCACCUGACCCUGCGGGAGCAGCGGUGCGGUAACGGAGGCAGAGCCAACUGCGAUGCCUCACUGAUCGUCACUGAGGAGCUGCACCUCAUCACAUUCGAGACAGAGGUGUAUCACCAGGGGCUGAAGAUCGACCUGGAGACCCACUCGCUGCCGGUGGUGGUCAUCUCCAACAUCUGCCAGAUGCCCAACGCCUGGGCGUCCAUCCUGUGGUACAACAUGCUGACCAACAACCCCAAGAACGUGAACUUCUUCACCAAGCCCCCCAUCGGGACCUGGGACCAGGUGGCAGAGGUGCUGAGCUGGCAGUUCUCCUCCACCACGAAGCGUGGCCUCAGCAUCGAGCAGCUGACGACGCUGGCGGAGAAGCUCCUAGGGCCCGGUGUGAAUUACUCCGGCUGUCAGAUCACCUGGGCCAAGUUCUGCAAGGAAAACAUGGCUGGCAAAGGCUUCUCUUUCUGGGUCUGGCUGGACAACAUCAUUGACUUGGUGAAAAAGUACAUCCUGGCGCUGUGGAACGAAGGGUACAUCAUGGGGUUCAUCAGCAAGGAGCGGGAGCGAGCCAUCCUCAGCACCAAGCCCCCGGGAACCUUCCUGCUGCGGUGCAGAGGGAGGCGNGAGGGCGGCAUCACCUUCACGUGGGUGGAGAAGGACAUCAGUGGGAAGACCCAGAUCCAGUCCGUGGAGCCCUACACCAAGCAGCAGCUCAACAACAUGUCAUUCGCGGAGAUCAUCAUGGGCUACAAAAUCAUGGAUGCCACCAACAUCCUGGUGUCCCCGCUGGUGUACCUGUACCCCGACAUCCCCAAGGAGGAGGCGUUCGGGAA